AAAAUUCCAUCAACAUCAUACAUCGCGAUCGCGAGUAAAACGAUCUCAGUACUUGAUCGAUUUUAUUUGUCAUUUUUUAUCGUAGUUUUUCUUCACACACAAAAAAAAAGAAAAGUAAAAAUAUAUUUCGGAUUUUGGAAUUUUCCUUGAAGUGUUUUCGAUCUGACGGAUCCAUAAUUUACAAAAAUAUGACGGAAAUUGAAAAGUGUGAGUUAGUAAUGGAAUCGGUUCCUUCACUCACUUCGUGUUCAUAUCUCGUGGAAAGAAUAAAGGCUGAAGAAGUCCCCCUAUCGACCGCUGAUUCAGCUCUUCCUCCCUCCUCCGCCCAAGACUCACUAUCAUUUCUUCUAAAUGACGAUGAAGUUAAUUUGGAGAAUAUCGAGAAUUUUGAAAAUUCGGAUGUGAUCAGCAGCAGUAACACCAGUGAUGUACAUUCAAGCGAUUCAGCAUUUGAGAGUUUCCAGCUUAGCGGUGCAGACAACAGCCUGAUGGUAUUGAACGUUGCCGAUCUCGAUCACGAUCAACAGCAACUGUCACAGAGUAAUAGUGAGCCAUCGGAGCUUCUAGGGCGCUAUAGAUGUAAUUAUGAAAAUUGUACCAGGAGCUAUAGUACCAUCGGGAACUUACGUACACAUCUGAAGACACAUCGAGGAGACUAUCGUUUUAAAUGUAACGAGGAAGGGUGUGGAAAAGCUUUUCUCACUUCGUAUAGCUUAAAGAUUCACAUCCGUGUGCAUACUAAAAUCAAGCCAUACGAAUGCGAAGUGGUAGGAUGUGAUAAAGCAUUCAAUACAAGAUACAGAUUACACGCUCACUUGCGUCUUCAUAAUGGAAAGACGUUUAAUUGUGAACAGUGUCAGAAGUGCUUCACUACUCUGAGUGAUUUGAAGAAGCACAUGCGAACCCACACUCAAGAACGUCCAUAUCGGUGUCCCGAAGACAGCUGCGGAAAGGCCUUUACAGCUUCGCACCAUUUGAAAACUCACAUUCGAACUCACACCGGAGAAAGACCAUAUCCUUGUCAGGAAAACAGUUGCCAAAAAUCAUUCAGUACCUCGCAUAGUUUGAAGUCACACAAGAAAACCCAUCAAAGGCAGUCCGAACCACGUAAGAUGAGGAAACGCAAGUCAAAGCGUUGCAAUAGCCCGAAUAGCCUAACUCAUUCGUGCUCACAAAGUGAGAACGAGAGCAGUGGCUUCGUGGAUGAUAAUCCCAGCCUCACAAACGAGUCUAGGGAAGGAUUUUUUAAUAGCUUAGAAACUGAUUCGACUAUUUUUCAACAGCCUCAUUCAAAGGAAGAAAAGCUAACUAAACUUCAACCAAUAGAAUCAAUGUUUGCUUCAAAGAAAACCUCACAAGCACUUCAAUUGGCUUAUGCAUCCGAGGAGGAGAUUCCAAUGCCAUGGUUUGACACAGGAGUACUUGCUUCCAAGCCAAUAGUUCCAAUGGCCAGAGUUACUCCGGCAUGUGUUGCCCUUCCAACAGCACUGCCCAGUUUUGUUGAUCUACCGAUAUCGAAUUCGAACACAGGUUCUUCUCAAGUCCUUCCUCCGGAGAAAUUAGAUAUCAUGCGAAUGGAAUCACAAUUACCAUGUCAAUCAUCGUCCAAUGCAAUGGAAGAUAUUAAAAUGGAAACGAAUGCAAUGGCCAAUUUUGAAAUGAACAUGCAGUCCCAAGUAGGACAGUCUUCAUUUAUGGAUUCCCCUACAAAUUAUGUUGCCAUUAACAACAACCAAGAUAACCAAUCUACCAAUAUGGACAUUGACUCUUACUUUGUUCAGUUUGAUCAUUCCAACAAUAAUACAAAUGCAACGCUCACCGCCGAGGCAAAUAUAUAUACAAACUCGACGGACAAUCUUGAGUCUCUCUUGAAGGAAACUGCACCAACCGAAACAUCGUACCCAGGUCCAGAUCUGGAAACAGAAUCACUCCUCAAUGACAUUUUGAUGGCAAUCGAAGGUAACCAAAAAGUAUUUCCACCCGAAGAAGAGUUAAGUCCUCCUGAAAAACCAACUCUCAAACAAAUAACAGCCGAUGCGGGGAUUUGUAGUUGCACAAAUUGCAAAUGCGAUCAAACUCUAGGAUGCCAGGGUGGUUGUUCUAAUGAGAAGGCUUGUCAUCGGAAGAAGUCUACAAAAUGCCAAUCAGAUAAAAUACGGUCUUCUCCUUCAAAUUGCUGCCAAAAGAAACAACCACAGCCACCUCCGACAAAAUCCUGUUGCAAUGAGAAAAACACUGAAACACAUACACCACCGCCUGUUACUGCUGGUUGCUGCGGCGAUAAGAAAUCCCAAGUCAAUCAAAACAUUGAAGAUGUUGCUAUGUUGAUUCAAAACCUCGCUUCAAUGGGAACUGGUGGAGGUGGUGGUGGUUGUUGUUCUUCAAAACCAACUCCGCCACAGCAGCAACAGCAAUGCGGUGGAGGAGCUUCAACUUGCACUCCAAUGCCUCCGCCAACGGCUGUAAAACCUACUUCAAACUGUUGCUCCAAAGAGGUUCCCAAGGCUACUGCUAACACUAAGGUGGCAGAGGCUCCCAAGAAUUCAUCAUGCACAUGCAAAUCCCCAGCCGAAGGAGUCGCCAAUGGCUGUUGCGUUGUAAUAUGCAUGAAAACGCUCCAAGCACUUCGUAGAUUACUCACGCGCAAGAAUAUUAACCUUAUGCUGUGUCCCAAUCAAGGUCAAGCAAGUGGAGUAGCAUCGAAUUGAUGUUUCCAUUCACCCUUAAUUUCGAAAACCAAAGAAAAAAGUGCAUACCGGCUUUCAAUCUAUCAUUUUGAAUGAUUAGUUGAAUAAGAUAACCAAAUAUAUGCAUUUUAAUGCUACUUUACUUUGUCUACAUACAAAUAUGCCUCUUUUUUAAUUUGUUCGUUUUUUAAGCAGUUUUUGUUUUUAUUUUAUUUUUGUUUUAACUAAAAUAUAUAUAUUUUUAUUUGCUGUUAUGCUGUAAAGCCAAAUUACAUAAAUAUGUUGUUUAAAUAUGCUGUUAUUAUGCUUUAAAAUGUACAAGCUCAAUAACUUAACUGCGCUGGAUCAAAUUUUAUUAUGUGCAAUAAAUGUAUUAGA
Messenger RNA from Eupeodes corollae, 3065 nucleotides. RefSeq names its product protein hunchback (gene MTF-1). Gene Ontology annotation, cellular component: nucleus. Gene Ontology annotation, biological process: regulation of transcription by RNA polymerase II. Gene Ontology annotation, molecular function: DNA-binding transcription factor activity, RNA polymerase II-specific; RNA polymerase II cis-regulatory region sequence-specific DNA binding. NCBI's taxonomy places the organism in Eukaryota, Metazoa, Arthropoda, Insecta, Diptera, Syrphidae. The transcript has 4 exons. The record is from RefSeq and is a predicted model, not a curated record. The coding region runs from base 189 to 2708 and encodes 839 amino acids.